CUCCGGCCCAGCCCCCCUCCUCCUCAGGUGAGGCAGCCAGGCCUAGCAGGCCCCACGACGCCGCUGCCUCUGCCUCCGGGCCACCGCUGCUGCGGGGCCACCAUGCUCCUGCCCAGGCCCGGAGACUGACCCGACAAGGGCACUAUCUCUCAGCUCUGCCCCCACCUGCCGGACCCCAGGGUCCCUCCCCGGCCCAGGAAGUCAGCCGGGGAAUCAUUAACAAGAGGCCGUGACAUGGCGGAGAAAGAGGGUGGCCGGACUGUGCCAUGCUGUUCCGGACCCAAGGUGGCAGCUCUCGCUGCGGGGACACUGCUGCUCCUGACGGCCAUCGGGGCAGCAUCCUGGGCCAUUGUGACCUUUCUACUCAAGAGUGAUCAGGAGCCGCUGUAUCCGGUGCAGGUCAGCCCUGCCGACGCCCGGCUCAUGGUGUUCGACGACACGGAGGGCACGUGGCGGCUGCUGUGCUCCUCGCGCUCCAACGCCGGGGUGGCGGGCCUGGGCUGCGAGGACAUGGGCUUCCUCAGGGCCCUGGGCCACUCGGAGCUGGACGUGCGGACGGCGGGCGCCAACGGCACGUCGGGCUUCUUCUGCGUGGACGAGGGGAGGCUGCCGCUGGCCCGGAGGCUGCUCGAGGUCAUCUCCGUGUGUGACUGUCCCAGGGGCCGUUUCCUGGCUACCGUCUGCCAAGAUUGUGGCCGUCGGAAGCUGCCUGUGGAUCGCAUCGUGGGAGGCCAAGACACCAGCCUGGGCAGGUGGCCGUGGCAAGUCAGUCUUCGCUACGAUGGAGCUCACCUCUGUGGAGGGUCCCUGCUCUCUGGAGACUGGGUGCUGACAGCUGCCCACUGCUUCCCUGAGCGGAACCGGGUCCUGUCCCGAUGGCGGGUGUUUGCCGGAGCUGUGGCCCAGGCCUCCCCCCAUGGCCUGCAGCUGGGGGUGCAGGCAGUGGUGUACCACGGGGGCUACCUCCCCUUUCGAGACCCCAACAGCGAGGAAAACAGCAAUGACAUCGCCCUGGUCCACCUGUCCAGCCCCCUCCCCCUCACGGAAUACAUCCAGCCCGUGUGCCUCCCGGCUGCCGGCCAGGCCCUGGUGGAUGGCAAGAUCUGUACCGUAACCGGCUGGGGCAACACACAGUACUACGGCCAACAGGCUGGGGUACUCCAGGAGGCCCGAGUCCCCAUAAUCAGCAACGAUGUCUGCAACGGCCCCGAUUUCUACGCGAACCAGAUCAAGCCCAAGAUGUUCUGUGCCGGUUACCCUGAGGGUGGCAUCGACGCCUGCCAGCCAGGCCUCCCCUUCCCCCACCAGGGUGACAGCGGUGGCCCCUUCGUGUGUGAGGAUAGCAUCUCUCGGACGCCACGUUGGCGGCUGUGUGGCAUCGUGAGCUGGGGCACCGGCUGUGCCCUGGCCCAGAAGCCAGGUGUCUACACCAAAGUCAGUGACUUCCGAGAGUGGAUCUUCCAGGCCAUAAAGACUCACUCCGAAGCCAGCGGCAUGGUGACCCAGCUCUGACCUGCGGCUUCUCCUUGAUGUGCACGCCUCCAGGGCCCAAGUUCGCCUAGGUGGCUCCAGCCCCACCUGGUGGGGUUCACCCUGGGCCUGGAAUGGGACAUUUUUCUUCUUGGGCUGAGCCCACAGGUCCAAGGGUACCCUCCCUCCAGGCUCCUCUCUUCCACAGUGGCGGGCCCACUCAGCCCUGGGACCACCAGAGCCUCACCCUCCUGACCCCCAUGUAAAUAUUGUUCUGCCAUCUGGGGACCCCAAUCUAGGUGCCCCUGAUGACAGGAUGCUCUUUAAAUAAUAAAGAUCGUUUUGAUUAA
This is a messenger RNA of Neofelis nebulosa (Clouded leopard), 1820 nucleotides long. RefSeq names its product hepsin (gene HPN). Gene Ontology annotation, biological process: regulation of cell shape; negative regulation of epithelial to mesenchymal transition; proteolysis. The transcript is spliced from 13 exons. Lineage: Eukaryota; Metazoa; Chordata; Mammalia; Carnivora; Felidae. The record is from RefSeq and is a predicted model, not a curated record. Gene Ontology annotation, molecular function: serine-type endopeptidase activity; serine-type exopeptidase activity. Gene Ontology annotation, cellular component: membrane. Bases 235 to 1512 code for a protein of 425 amino acids.